UUUAUAAAACUUUCAGCUUUUAUAAAAUAACGAGGGUCUGGCACGCACUGGCUCUUAAUCCAUAUACCCAAUAGGCAAGACGUGAUAAAAUAAAGUUUGUAGUCUGUACUUUGUAUGUAUCACCUGAAUACCUACAUACAUAUCAACCUUAGCUUAGAGUAAAUGACGUGAUUACCUAAAGUGUAUCGUAUAGGUUCAUUCAUUGAGUGUUGACUGGUGAUUAAUCGUGGUGGCGACUGACGCGGGCGCAGGCUGCCCGGUAAUCGCCGAUCGUCUGUUAUCGCGUCCGUCGCGCUGUCCGGAGUGGUUGCGACCACUCACUCUGAGUACAGGACGCAUCGCAUGCGCCUGUCCGUAACUCACCCCGACCGUUUUUCAUCUAAAAUUUUUUUUUCAUAAUUAUUUUUAAAAAUAAUCCAAACUGACAGUUCAAACAUAAUAUUUUAUCCAAAAUGUACCGCGAAGAUAGCGGUCUGCUUCUUGACGAUGCACUCCUGAACGAUCAGCUUCUCUUCGAAUACACGCCGGUCGAGAGCCUGAUCAACUUCGAACUCCCGACGAAUCUCAACACCGAUUUCGACGCCUGGCAACUCAGUGAUGCCGACUUUCAGUGUGAUGCGUUUAUUAACGCUUUCGACGAUUCAAAUAGAGAUAGUUCAAACUUAGAAGGCAGCUCUCCCGUACUUUUUGACUUCGAUAAUUUGGACAAGAACCUGGAUGACUACCUUCUCGAAGCUCUGACUAACGAUAAAUCCAGGGAUCUUCUGCAGUCCGCGACAGAUUCUAACGAUAGCGGUAGUGAUGCAGAUCUAGGACGACUUUCGGUCCUCGGGAUCGAUUUGGAUUCGACGUGCGUGCAAGACAUUCAAUAUCCGCAACAAAGUUUUGACAAAAAGAGUGAAAAAGUGCGUAUAGUAAUUCAAGAUGCAAAAGUGCGUUCGUGGGGUGAGCCGACGUUCUGCCCUAAGCUCGGUGCGUUUCGGUGUCCGGUGGAGGAGUGCGGGAAACUUUACGCGAAGGCGUCGCAUUUGCGCGCGCACUUGCGGCGGCACAGCGGCGAGAAGCCUUACCGGUGCACGUGGGGAGGCUGCAGCUGGCGGUUCGCGCGCUCGGACGAGCUGGCGCGACACCGGCGCAGUCACUCCGGUGACAAGCCCUACCGCUGCGGCGAGUGCGGCAAGCGGUUCGCGCGCUCCGACCACCUCGCCAAGCACGGGCGCGUGCACGCUCGCCGCGCCGCCGCCGCCGCCGCCGCCGCCAAGCGAGUCACUGUGCAUUCCUACCGUACAAGAAGACUUUUGUAAAUCUAAGGUGCUAAUUAAGUAGAUUUAUGCAAACAAACUUCUGUGUUAUGGUGCGUCGCAACAAUCUAGUUUAUAACGUCCUGACUUCGAACGCCUUACCUAUCUCUAGAUAUUAAGUGAAUGUAUAAUAACUAAAAAAGACCUAUCUAAAGAAAAAUAUGGUGACAAGGAAUCUUUAAGGUCAAGACAGAGGUCUGUCGUCUGCACUUGGAAUGCAAGCCUACUACAAAUUUGCGACUGCAAUUGCACUAAUUUUACAUGGUUUUAGUGCAACUGCAUUGCAAGUUUCAACUGCCAACUGAUUGUGCAGUCCGCAUGCAUUUCACGCUCUUAUGUGUGGUGAUACCUACUAGAACUGCACGACGACUGCACGCAAACUGCCUUAUCGGUUGUCAGUUUCAAUGCAAUGUGCCAAUUGCAAUAAACACAUUUCAAGCUGUUAUUUUGCUGUUGGCUUGUCCAAAUGCAGACCGUUUGUGUAGACCGAAACUAGUAUUUUUAUAACUAAGUAGGUAUCUGUUCUCUCAUGAGUCACGACACACCACAACACAGAAGUUUGUUGGCUUCUUUAUGUUUUACAAGUGUAAUUGUGAUCAAGUGAGAAACUGUAAGUUUAGAAAAUAACCUAUACCGAACCAAAGAUCGCGCAGGCGCGUUUUAGUUCUAAGCAAAUUAUUUCUUAAAUUAGGUAGGCAGUUAAGUAUUAUUCACAUAAGUAAAGGAAGGGCCCUGUACCAGAGAUUUAUGCUCUCAUUUUAAAUUUCAAAGGUCCAAUCGUGGUUAGUUUCUCUUUACUUAGUAAUAAUUAUUAUAGGCCUAGGUAUGUUUUAUUUUAUUUAUUUAUUGAUACAGUACAAACAAUUUAUCAAUGUUAGGUACUUAUUUGUUACUUAAAAUAGCUAAGAUAAUAUAAAGAAUGUCGUGCAAACUAAUUGCUCAUACAUGACCUUAGGAAUCUCAAUCCACCAACUAUAAAAGUCAUUGUAUGAUUAGAUUGGUAAGUCUUGUUACUUAUUACUUAGGUACCUAUCUUUACUAAGUAUUAAAAUGUAUGAGGUUCUACUUUGUAUAAAGUUGAACAAAAUAAUAAAAACGAACUGUUUUGUCAAUAGCUUUUAAGAUAAGUGAACAUAAUAAAAUAAUUGAUAAACUCUA
Molecule: messenger RNA, 2459 nt
Organism: Maniola jurtina (meadow brown)
Lineage: Eukaryota; Metazoa; Arthropoda; Insecta; Lepidoptera; Nymphalidae
Product: zinc finger protein 572-like
Exons: 2
Coding region: 453-1304 (283 amino acids)
Biological process (GO): regulation of transcription by RNA polymerase II
Molecular function (GO): RNA polymerase II cis-regulatory region sequence-specific DNA binding; DNA-binding transcription factor activity, RNA polymerase II-specific
Source: RefSeq, a predicted model, not a curated record